AAAUGUGCACCUGCUGGUCCUCAAACGAGUGUAUAUAUAGUAUAUCGUAUAUAUUGAUGUCAAAAUAUACCUCUAGAAUAACUCGUGCCUUAGCAUUAGUGUUAGCUAACAGUGAAGCACAGGGGUCUCGGUCUGAUACAGUGGUUGUGAUCUACCUGGAGUGUCCUGAUCUCUCUCUCUCUCUCUCUGUGUCAGACCGACCCUGCUGACCAGCAUCGCACCCAGGUGUCAGGGCUCGGUGGGCUCCAUCGUGGGUCUGGUGCCCGGCGUCAUCUCUCUGUCCCCGGGCGAGUCUGUGGCUGGAGCUCACCAGGGACGCCACUCCAAGUCGUCCCAGUACCGACGCAUGAAAGCCGACUGGAAGACCAACGUCUACCUGGCCCGCUCUCGCAUCCAGGGUCUGGGUCUGUAUGCUGCCAGAGACAUCGAGAAGUGCACUAUGGUAAUUGAGUACAUCGGCACUAUCAUCAGGAGUGAGGUAGCCAAUCGCAAGGAGAGGCUGUACGAGUCACAGAACCGCGGCGUGUACAUGUUCCGGAUUGACAACGACUUUGUGAUCGAUGCCACCAUCACUGGAGGACCGGCUAGGUACAUCAACCACUCGUGUGCUCCCAACUGCAUCACGGAGGUGGUCAAUGUGGAGAAGGAGAACAAGAUCAUCAUCAGCUCCUGCAGACGCAUCCAGAGAGGAGAAGAGCUGUCUUAUGAUUACAAGUUCGACCUGGAGGACGAUCAACAUAAGAUCCCAUGUCACUGUGGAGCCGUCAACUGCCGCAAAUGGAUGAACUGAACACACACACACACACAGACACACAGGCAGCUCUCCCUCUCUCUCUGAGGCUGGAUGUCCUUCGCCCAUCGCUCUGUGGGCGGAGCUACACUUCAUAUCAGAAGUACAUAUUAAUAAUAAUAAAACUGAUCACAGAUUUGAUCAGACGUUAUAAUAAUGAUGAUGGGGGGGUGAUUGACAGGUGAGGGGCGGGGUUUAUGACGAGGCUGGUCCUCAGUGUGUAUAUUGCGUGUAAAAACGACCACAGAUGUAAAUGUGAGUGUAAACGCCACUGAAAUAACAGAAUGUCGUCAUCCUCAGAGGAGCUUUAUUAACUUGCACUAAAAAAACCCAGAAAACUACAAAAACACAUACUUGACUCCUCCUCCUCCUCUUCAUCCUCCUCUUCCUCCCUGCGUUUUGUUAAUUUCCUGUAAAAUAAGAGAUUUUUUUUUCUUAUUGUAUUUAUUACGAAUGAAGCUAUUUUCUAAAAUCCACGGUGAGUUUGAGGUCCGGAAUCGCAGCGUGUAAAUAUGUGUAUCAUAAAUUUAAAAACUCCACCAUGAGCUACCUUAACAUCCUCAUCCUCACCUUCAUCACCUGCCCUUCAGAGCGCCCUUCUGUCAGAGUUUAAAUAAAGUUUCACUCUUUCUGUUUCCUUCCCCCCCUCCCCGGCGCUGGAGGUGGUGUGUUUUGAUUGGACAGACGGUGUCGGGCAGGUGUCACUGCGGCCUUCAUCUAACUUUUGUUUCCUUCCCCCAGUGUUUCGUCUGCAGGCGUCUUUAGGUUGUUUUUUUCACUUUGUGUUGAGUUCAGGGUCCUGCUGCCGUGUAAAUAUGAGCUUUCAUCGGGACUCUGCUGAUGUGUACAGUUUGACGACAUUAAGACUUGUUUUUGUUUUUUUAUUAUUGGACGUAAACAAAGUGUGAUGAUGAUGAUGUUUUUGUUGUUUUUGGGAAAAUGUGGAAUCUGAUUUAGAAUCAUUUACAUAAAAUAAAAUAUUUUACAUCUUGAA
This is a messenger RNA of Micropterus dolomieu (smallmouth bass), 1784 nucleotides long. Its product is annotated as histone-lysine N-methyltransferase 2C-like. Gene Ontology annotation, cellular component: nBAF complex. The transcript has 5 exons. Gene Ontology annotation, molecular function: protein binding. Gene Ontology annotation, biological process: nervous system development. The record is from RefSeq and is a predicted model, not a curated record. Bases 347 to 790 code for a protein of 147 amino acids. NCBI's taxonomy places the organism in Eukaryota, Metazoa, Chordata, Actinopteri, Centrarchiformes, Centrarchidae.